Molecule: messenger RNA, 754 nt
Organism: Amoebophrya sp. A120
Lineage: Eukaryota; Dinophyceae; Syndiniales; Amoebophryaceae
Source: the annotation of a GenBank genome assembly
GUUUGAUUGUAGUUUCUGUUUCCACGAUCAUAAUCUAAAAAUUUCCCGCGAGUCAAUCCUCUCCUGCAAAAAGCGGUGUUCAGGUCGAACUUACAUCACAAGUAUCAGGAAUCUCCACCUCUAGAAAUCCAUCUGGACCACAUCUACAACUAGACAGAAGAUUUUCCAACUUUAGUUAAUCUGUGACUUACACCACUAGGAAAAGGAAAUAAAGCCGGUUUAUUUCUCACAUUUCUACAUUUCCUCUUCUUUCCUCCGCAACAGAAAAACCACAACCCCAUCGAAAAUGCCGUCGGUGACCUGCGACGAAAACGUGCUGUGCGUGAAGAAGCUGAGUGGGAACGCGACGGUGCCCACCAAGGGUUCGAAGGACAGCGCCGGGUACGACCUGUCUGCCGCCCACGAGACGGAGAUUCCGGCCCAGGGGAAGGGCUUGGUGAAAACCGACUUGGCGAUCAAGAUGCCGGCGGGCGUGUACGGCCGCGUGGCACCCCGCAGUGGCCUGGCCCACAAGAAGCACAUCGACGUCGGCGCCGGCGUGAUUGACGCCGACUACCGCGGCAACGUGGGGGUCGUGCUCUUCAACCACGCCCAGGAGCCCCUGAAGGUCGAGAAGGGGGACCGCGUCGCGCAGUUGAUCCUGGAGAAGUACCUCACGGUCGACGGCGUGCGCGAGUGCGAGGACCUGGACGAGACGGACCGCGGUGCGGGCGGCUUCGGCUCCACCGGCGUCUCCGCGGCCCCGCCGUCCUAA